Messenger RNA from Paramecium tetraurelia, 652 nucleotides. RefSeq lists its product as uncharacterized. NCBI's taxonomy places the organism in Eukaryota, Ciliophora, Oligohymenophorea, Peniculida, Parameciidae. The record is from RefSeq and is a predicted model, not a curated record. Gene Ontology annotation, biological process: superoxide metabolic process. The transcript has 3 exons. Gene Ontology annotation, molecular function: metal ion binding; superoxide dismutase activity.
AUGUCAUUCGUUCUUGACCCAUUGCCAUAUGCUUAGGAUGCCUUGGCUCCACAUAUUUCAGCAAACACCAUCAGUUUUCACUAUGGAAAACAUCAUGCUGGAUACGUGAACAAGUUGAACGAACUCACUAAAGGAACACCCUAUGAAACUCAAAGUCUUACAGACGUAGUAAAGAAUACUUUUGGAAAUCCAGCCACAGUUGCCAUUUUCAAUAAUGCAGCUCAAAACUGGAAUCACACAUUUUAUUGGAGAAGUAUGAAAUAAUAAGGUGGUGGCCCUGCAACUGGAUAAGUUAAAGAUUUGAUAUUGUAAAGCUUCGACAGUUUGGAUUCCUUCAGCAAGGCAUUCACAGAUGCCGCUUUGAGUUAAUUUGGAUCAGGAUGGACCUGGUUAGUAGAGAAGGACGGAAAAGUCAGUAUUGUCAAGACAUCGAAUGCUGACAACCCCAUAACAUCCGGAUACAAUCCUUUGAUUACAUUAGAUGUUUGGGAACAUGCAUACUAUUUGGACUUUUAGAAUAGAAGAGUCGAUUAUGCAAAUUUGUUUUUAACUAAUUUAGUGAAUUGGGACUACGCUAACCAAAAUUUGGUCAACAAGGCACAUUUAUGAAAUAUUAUAAUAAUAGAGAAGCAUUAAUAUUAAAAUUUAAUUA